AAAAAACAGCAAAUCAAAGCAGCAAAACAACAACCUGAAAAUAACCACCAAACAAACAAAAUGGGUAUCCGUGAUCGCAUGCAAGAACGCCGGCAUGAGCGCCGUGAAGAACGCAGUGGGGAGGAGGAAGAAGAUGAAGGCCCCAAGACAUAUGCAAUGCGUGAGAAGUUGCUUCUUGACAUUGGUGAUGACUUUAACAUCAACAGAAUGCAUUGCCGCCGUGGUUGUGGUGAGGCCGCAUUCAUUGCCAACAACAAGGUGAUGCGCCUUCGUGAAACCUUCAAUCUGCAAACUAGCGAUCGUGAAACCUUGUAUCAGAUUCAGGAACGGAAGAUGAGAGCCCGUGAUGCCAUGGCUAUUGAAGAUGCAUAUGGUCAGAAGGUUGCUGAGAUCAAGAAGAAGGUGGUUGGUCUUGUCCGUGACAACUUUGUUGUCAAGGUUCGUGGUGACACAAACUGGGUCAUCCAUGGAUCAAUCCUUGAACAUGACUUUACUAUCUUGGAGGAUGGCAGGGAAAUUGUGACUGUUCACAAGAACUGGAUUGCCCCUGUUUGCGACUGUUACUUCAUUGAUAUCAGUGAAGGAGUUGAUGAAGGAUUGGCUUUGUGUGUCUGCAUUGCUCUUGAAAGCAUGACAGAUUAAUGGCGGAGAAAACAUGGAGUUGCAUCAUUGGCCAAACGUACACUGUAGAGCAGCAGAGCUAACAUAGUUUAUUAGAGGCUGUGAAAUUCAAUUGA
Molecule: messenger RNA, 737 nt
Organism: Seminavis robusta
Lineage: Eukaryota; Bacillariophyta; Bacillariophyceae; Naviculales; Naviculaceae
Source: the annotation of a GenBank genome assembly